AUGCUGCCCGUAUCCCCGGAGGUGAAGACCAACCCAGUGCAGAAGGCGAACUUCUGCUCGCGCCUGUUUGUCUGGUGGCUAAACCCCUUGUUUAAAAUUGGUCACAAACGGAAAUUAGAACCAGAUGACAUGUACUCGGUGCUUCCGGAAGAUCGCUCCCAGUGCCUUGGAGAAGAGCUACAAGGGUAUUGGGAUCAGGAAGUUAAGAGAGCCCAGAAAGAUGCACAGGAGCCUUCCUUAAUGAAAGCAAUCAUAAAGUGUUACUGGAAAUCCUAUUUAAUUUGGGGAAUGUUUACAUUUCUUGAGGAAGGCACCAGAGUAGUUCAACCCAUAUUUUUGGGGAAAAUGAUUAGUUACAUUGAAAACUAUGACCCCAGUGAUUCUGCUGCUUUGUACAAAGCCUAUGGCUACGCGGCAGGGCUGAGCGCCUGCGUGCUCGUGUGGGCCGUUCUGCACCACUUGUACUUCUAUCAUAUUCAGCGUGUGGGGAUGAGGCUGAGAAUAGCCGUGUGUCAUAUGAUCUACCGCAAGGCACUUUACCUAAGUAGCUCGGCCAUGGGGAAGACCACAACAGGCCAGAUAGUCAACCUGCUGUCCAACGAUGUGAGCAGGUUUGAUCAGGUAACAAUGUUCUUGCACUAUCUGUGGGUGGGGCCACUGCAGGCUAUCGCAGUGACCGCCCUGCUCUGGAUGGAAAUAGGAAUAUCGUGUCUUGCUGGGAUGGUGGUUCUCAUUAUUCUUCUGCUUUUGCAAAGCUGCUUCAGGAAGUUGUUUUCAUCACUCUGGAGUAAGACCGCUGUUCUCACAGAUAACAGGAUCAAGACCAUGAGUGAAGCCAUAACUGGCAUCAGAACAAUAAAAAUGAAUGCUUGGGAAAAGUCAUUUAUAGACCUUAUUACCAGAUUGAGAAGGAAGGAAAUUUCCAACAUUCUGAGAAGUUCCUACCUUAGGGGCAUGAAUUUGGCCUCAUUUUUUGCUGUGAGCAAAAUCAUGAUUUUUGUCACCUUCAUCAGCAAUGAGCUCCUUGACAACCUGAUCACAGGCAGCCAAGUGUUCAUGGUGGUGAUGCUGUUCGAAGCUCUGCGGUUUUCGAGCACCCUCUACUUCCCCAUGGCCAUCGAGAAGGUGUCAGAGGCCAUCAUCAGCAUCCAAAGAAUCAAGAACUUUCUGUCACUUGAUGAGAUGUCACAGUGUUACCCUCAGCUGCCAUCAGAUGGUGAAAUGAUAGUGGAUGUGCAAGAUUUAACAGGUUUUUGGGAAAAGGCAUCAGAGACCCCAACCCUACGAGGCCUUUCCUUUACUGUCAGACCUGGUGAACUGUUAGCUGUGGCCGGACCUGUGGGAGCAGGAAAGUCGUCACUGUUAUGUGCUCUGCUGGGGGAGCUGCCCUUGAGUCAGGGGAAGGUCAGCGUGCACGGGAGGAUCGCAUAUGUUUCUCAGCAGCCCUGGGUGUUCUCAGGAACUGUGAGGAGUAACAUUUUAUUUGGGAAGAAAUAUGAAAAGGAACGAUAUGAAGAAGUAAUAAAGGCUUGUGCUUUGGAAGAGGAUUUACAGCUUUUGAAGGAAGGAGAUCUAACUGAGAUAGGAGACAGAGGAAUCCCGCUAAGUGAAGGACAGAAAGCCCGGGUCAGCCUCGCCAGAGCCGUGUAUCAGGAUGCAGACAUCUACCUCUUGGAUGAUCCACUCAGCGCAGUGGAUGCAGGAGUCAGCAGGCACUUGUUCCAACAGUGUAUUCAUCAGGUCUUGAAGGAGAAGAUCACAAUCUUAGUGACUCAUCAGUUGCAGUACCUAGAAGAUGCAAGUCAGAUUCUGAUAUUGAAAGAUGGCAAAACAGUGAAAAGGGGAACUUACGCUGAGUUCCUGAAAUCCAGGGUAGAUAUUUUUUCCCUUUUUGAGAAGGGGAAUAUGCAAUCUGAAACAUCUCCAGUUCCAGGAACUGCCACUGUGAUCUCUGAGUCUUUGGGUCAGUCUCUACAGUCUCCUAGAACCUCGUUGAAAGAUGCGGCUCCAGAAGACCAAGAUACUGAGAACAUACAGGUUACAGUUCCUCUAGAGGACCAACUGAAAGGAAAAGUAGAUUUUAAGACCUAUGCAAAUUACUUCACAGCUGGUGCUCACUGGCCUGUCAUCAUCUUCCUUAUUCUAGUAAACAUCGCAGCUCAGGUCGCCUACGCCCUGCAGGACUGGUGGCUUGCAGACUGGGCAAAAAUACAAAGUGGCCUGUAUUUUGGGACAUAUUUAAAAGAAGCUGAAGAUGUAAUGUUUGUGCUGAACUGGUUCUUAAGAGUUUUUUCAGGGUUAACUGUAUCUACCAUCCUUUUUGGCAUCAUAAGGUCUCUGUUGAUGUUCUACGUCCUUGCUAACUCUUCACAAACUUUGCACAACAAAAUGUUGGAGAGCAUUUUGAGAGCUCCAGUAUUGUUCUUCAAUAGAAAUCCAAUAGGAAGAAUUUUAAAUCGUUUCUCCAAAGACAUUGUGUAUAUGGAUGACUUGCUGCCCCAGAUAUUUCAAGAUUUCAUCCAGAUGUUUUUACUUGUGAUUGGCGUGGUAGGUGUGAUGGUGGCUGUGAUUCCUUGGAUUGCUAUACUUGUGAUUCCCCUUGGAAUCAUUUCCUUUGUUCUCCGGUGGUAUUUCUUAAGGACGUCACGAGAUGUGAAAUGCCUGGAAUCUACAACUCGGAGCCCGGUGUUUUCCCACUUAGCAUCUUCUCUCCAGGGACUCGGGACCAUCCGGGCGUACAAAGCUGAACACAAGUUUCAGAAACUGUUCAAUGCACACCAGGAUUUGCACUCAGAGGCUUGGUUCUUGCUUUUGACGACGUCCCGAUGGCUUGCUGUGUAUCUGGAUGUCAUCUGUGCCAUCUUUGUCACCAUUGUUGCCUUUGGGGCCCUGAUUCUGGCAGAUGCUUUGAAUCCUGCAGAGGUUGGCCUGGUCCUGUCUCUCACCCCCACACUUAUGGGGAUGUUCCAGUGGUGUGUCAGACAAAGUGCUGAAGUUGAGAAUGUGAUGAUUUCAGUAGAAAGGGGGAUUGAAUAUACAGACCUUGAGAAAGAAGCACCCUGGGAACUUGAGCAUCGUCUACCACCAUCCUGGCCUGAUGAAGGAUGGAUUUACUUUAGCAAUGUUAACUUCAGGUACAUCUUGGACGGGCCUCUGGUAUUGAAGAACCUGGAUGACACAUUCAUUAAUCCAAGAGAAAAGCAUGGCAUUGUGGGAAGAACAGGAGCUGGAAAAAGUUCCCUCAUCGCUGCUCUUCUUAGACUGUCAGAACCUGAAGGUUCCAUUUUGAUUGAUGGACUCUGGACAGACAACAUUGGACUUCAUGAUUUAAGGAAGAAAAUGUCAAUUGCACCUCAGGAACCUGUUUUAUUCACUGGAACAAUGAGGGACAAUCUGGAUCUUUUAAAUGAACAUACAGAUGAGGAACUGUGGAAUGCCUUAGAAGAGGUGCAACUUAAAGACAACAUCGAACAUCUUCCUGGUAAAAUGAAUACUGAAUUAGCAGAAUCUGGGUUGAACUUGAGUGUUGGACAGAGACAACUGCUGUGCCUUGCUAGGACUAUUCUCAGGAAAAAUCGGAUAUUGAUUAUUGACAAAGCCACAUCAAAUGUGGAUCCAAGAACUGAUGAGUUAAUACAAAAAAAAAUCCGUGAGAAAUUUGCUCACUGCACUGUGCUAACCAUCACACACAGGUUGAGCAAUGUCAUCGACUGUCAACGGGUAUCGGUUUUGGAUUCAGGGAGAUGGAAAGAAACUGGUCAGCCAAAUGAUUUGCUGCAGAAUAGAAACAGUCUAUUUUACAAAAUGGUGCAACAACUGGGCAAGGAGGAAGUAGCUGUCCUCACUGAAAGGGCAAAAUAG
Messenger RNA from Rangifer tarandus platyrhynchus (Svalbard reindeer), 3861 nucleotides. Lineage: Eukaryota; Metazoa; Chordata; Mammalia; Artiodactyla; Cervidae. The record is from the annotation of a GenBank genome assembly.